AUGCGUAGUAUGAUAAGCGUAAUGAAACGUGAGCUUCAAGAUCUACGAGAUGCAGUAAAUGAUAACUGUACAGCUUGUUACAGCAAUCCUUGUCUAUACGGAAGCAAAUGUACACCAGUGGGAAUAACAGAUUACAGACAAUUCCAUUUUAGAUGUGACUGCCCAGACGAUAAAGCAGGGAAGAACUGUGAAGUAGAUGUGGUUUGUAAAGACAACAGUUGUGGUUAUGGCGCAGUAUGCUUUGUUAAGAAUCAUCAGAUUAAUUGUGUUUGCCAACAGGGGCUUUCAGGUAAUAAGCAGUUAAUAAAAAUUUUAAAAUGGUUUUUAGGAGACCCGUUCAGAGAAUGUUCGUUAAGAACAGUGAAAACAUGUAUGAGCGGAGAUCCUCAUUACACCACGUUUGAUGGACAGCACUUUGAAUAUAUGGGUACAUGCCCGUACGAUUAUGUAAAAUUUUGUGACAAGGAUUCAGUCGAUCCAAACGAGUACUUCGAGGUUAAGGCGAAAAAUGAGCGAACGUAUCCUUCUGCCAGGCAACUUCGAAUACAACGCUACAACGGAAUGGUAAAAAUUGAUAACAGAGCAUAUCUGGAGGUGACGUUUUCCGAUGGAUACAUGUGUGUCACAGUUCCUAACAUCGAGCUAUACCGAGGUAACGGAACACUUUGUGGUGUCGGAGGAAACAUAGAUGGCGAUUGCGAAGAUGACUUUAUUCGGCGAGACGGCCAAAUGUACGAAGCUUAUGGAUGUUCAAACAAUUAUAAACAAUUCACAGAAAUUUUCGGAGAUACAUGGAUUACAGAAGACUUCACGGACGGUUAUAGAGCUUGUGUAACCGGCGAGGAAAUUUACAACGGAUCGAUACCUUGUAACUUGGAUGACGCGCGACAGGUUUGUCUGAACAUAAGACAAGCAGAACGUGGAUUUGGGCCAUUUGCAGCUUGCCGUGGAUUAGGAUAUGAUGUAAUAGAAAACUCUUUCGAAGAAUGCGCCAUGGAUGUUUGUUACGCGCCUGAACUACGUUGCAAAGCCCUUGCUGAAUUUGCGAAGAAAUGUCAAACUGAAAUUCCAAAUACUCCACUGGAUUGGAGAUCUCAAGAAAACUGUGACCUUACAUGUACAUAUCCCCUCACAUACAGCUCCUGCGCUACCGGCUGUCCGCUUACUUGCGGAAGUCCAGACUACUCAGGAGAAUGUUCUGAACCUUGUACGGAAGGAUGUCAGUGUGAGCCUGGAUUUUAUCUAGACAAUGCAGACCCAGAAGGUCUGAAAUGUGUUCGUCUGGAUGAAUGUGGAUGUAAAGACAAUGACGGGAACUAUCACGGCGCUGGAGAAGUAUGGUUAAGUGAAAAUUGUACCACAAUAAACUACUGUACCAACGGAACGUAUUCUUCAUUCUAUACUUCGUGUGAUGCAUCUGCUGAAUGCGUUAUAAACAAGGAACAUAAGUAUCAAUGUGUUUGCAAUAAUGGCUUUGCUGGAGAUGGCUUCCAGUGUUCCGACGUCAAUGAAUGCAAGGAUCCUAAGGUCUGCAACCAAGAAAACGGCCAUGGAAGAUGCAUAAAUACCAUUGGCUCUUAUAUAUGCGAAUGCGAUUCGUAUUACAACGAUAGUGCCAACUGCGAUCAUUAUUUACCGCUCAGGCACUGUGCAGAUCUAAUGGUUUAUCAUAACAUUAGCAAGAGUGGAGUCUACGAAAUAAAGCCCGCGUACUCAUUUCCUGGACAUUACGAGUACGAGCCAAUUUCUGUUUAUUGUGAUAUGACAACUUUUGGCGGUGGAUGGACAGUAAUGAGUGCUUCCAAAAGCAAUCUGUUCUCAAACAAAAAAUAUUGGCAGUACGUUGAUGGUUUUGGGGAACCAGAAUUUCAGGAAGUCUGGCUUGGGUUGGAAUUAAUUCACCAAAUGACUAACGAAAUGGAUACAAGUCUGAGAGUUGAUCUUCACCGCUGUCGUUCAAAAUGGAUGCCGGAAAAAAGCACUGAAUGCAUCUACCCAAGUUUCAAAGUGCUAGGCUCUUAUAUGGAUUAUGCAGUUGUGAUCCCGGCUCCUUGUGAGGGUUCUGAGUCUCAGCAGACAUACAAUGACGGCUGGUUGCGUUGGGAUAAUGAAAUUGGACCUAAAUUCGUCGCUUACGACUCAUCUAAGUCUGACUGUCCCGGAUAUUUCCAAAACACUGGCUGGUGGUACGACGAAAAUAGCAACUGUGGUUACGCAAACUUAAAUGGAGUCCGAUAUAAGUGUGAGGAGCCUCCUAGCAGGGGUGAUCUAUCGACAUAUGCUGAAUGGAACGGGAAUCCUGUCAAUUUCGCAGAAAUGUAUCUAAGACCUGCAGGCUUCCCCGACUAUGAACUGCCGCCAACAACAGAAGAGCCAACUGUUGAAACGUUUAGCACGAUUCCAGAUGGUUUUACAGAUAUUCCAAACUUAGUAAGCACAGUCUCAGAUAUCUUUGCGAGUACAAGAACAAAGACUACCGAAGAAACGAAUGAGUCCCCUGCGAGUGCAGGAACAAUGACUGCCGAAGAAACGAGUACGUCAGAAGAUUUACAGACAACUUGGGAUCCAUGGUGGAAUUAUCCGUGGCACAUGAAGCGUUUCUCUAAAUCAAAACAUUGA
Molecule: messenger RNA, 2619 nt
Organism: Enterobius vermicularis (human pinworm)
Lineage: Eukaryota; Metazoa; Nematoda; Chromadorea; Rhabditida; Oxyuridae
Source: the annotation of a GenBank genome assembly